This is a messenger RNA of Neurospora hispaniola, 1539 nucleotides long. RefSeq lists its product as uncharacterized. Lineage: Eukaryota; Fungi; Ascomycota; Sordariomycetes; Sordariales; Sordariaceae. The transcript has 9 exons. The record is from RefSeq and is a predicted model, not a curated record. The coding region runs from base 317 to 1156 and encodes 279 amino acids.
AUGUACCGACCUCGCGAGUUCGUGAUGUUUCUUUCUUGUGGUAGUGUCUACCGUACUACCGCAGAAACACGGGAAACUCAAUGGCUCAACGUCAGUCGUUUCCCAGGUCCAAGUACCUUCCGGAAAUUGUACAUGCGGCUGCCGAAUACAUUUAACUCUGCGAAGCCAUUUAGCUCAAGCUACACACUGUUUCGGUUUAUCAAAGUAUCUAUACCUCUAUGGAUAGUAUGCUCUCAUCCCACAGUCACCACCUUUGACACGCGUUACUUUACAUCUUUCUCGAUGUUACAAGACGAGAUGGCAUCAAGAAGGCUGGAUGAGACCUACGACCCAAUGGCAGGAUCAAAAUGCCGACGAUGUAUUCUUCACUGGUGAUGAAUCCUGUGACCCAAUAAGCCGACCCGCAAGUCCAAAAGCCGAAGGGCAUUCCGAAUCGAGAUAUCAUGUGGACUGGCAGACCUGUCUUUGCCUUGUGACGUUGUUCAACACUGUUCAAGCUGUACUGACAAGAUGUCAGAGAUCAUCUCAGCAAGAACGUAAACAGGCUCAGAUCCUGACAACUACGGAAGACUGCCGCAAACAGUAUAACCAGUACCCCGAAAGUCUUGUUCUACAAACUCGGUUCUCGCGGUUCAGAAGCUUGAAUAGGAUUCAUGAUUUGUUGGAUGGCUACUCAGCCGGUGGCUUCUUAGCCAGUAUGAGAAGCUCACAUCGGGGAGAAACGAAUGCGGGCAGCCUGAUGAUGGCUGAUCAGCUUGCCCAACUAAUAGCGCAUCGCAUGGGCCCUUUUCGUAGGCUCUCAUUACUUUUGAGUCAGGGAUCACUUGUCAUCAACGUGGAAACCCAGCAGUUUGAUUGCGCCGACAUGCAAAGACGGUCUUCAGCCAACCACUUGACCGACGCCACUCUACAUACUGUACGUGCCACGCUCUCCAUGAUCGUCCAGCCCUACCAUGGUGAGACCGAGAGUUGGGGCAACGUCACAGUCAUUGAGCGCACCAACCCCUCCAAAGUAUGUAGUUACCAAUAUGACGAGAUUCCAAGCAGUCAGUCAGUUGGCUUAUACGAGAAGAACGGAAUUUCUUGCCGAUGGGAAAAGGCGAGGAGGCACUCUGAGUGGUUGGAAACCGCUGUUUACCGGUACAAGGAGGAGUGAACGGUGUAAAGGAACUUCCAGAAAAGGGAGGAAAUAACUAAUGACAAGCGCAACCAAGAAAGUUCAACAGGUUUGAAGCCGAGGGCCAAGCAAGCCGAGUCGCCAUCUGCAUUGGCACCGACAUCCCAACCAGUCAUGCGUUCCUGCGAUCGUCCGAACAAAGGACUUUCUUGAUAUCCAAUCACAAAAUUCUCCAGCUUGAAUGGUACCUUUGUUUGGGCCUCGUGGUUGCCCAUCGACCCGGACUUUGUUCUUUGCCCUUAUUUCCAAACGCUGCAUGGCGUGUCGUUCUGUGCGCGGAUAGCCAUUCAAGAUGCGUCCGUGAUGGGUUUUUCCGGGGAAGUAGGGGCUUUCAGUUGUUGCACCACAUCGACAUGACAACU